This is a messenger RNA of Sinocyclocheilus grahami, 2077 nucleotides long. Its product is annotated as sodium- and chloride-dependent GABA transporter 2-like. Lineage: Eukaryota; Metazoa; Chordata; Actinopteri; Cypriniformes; Cyprinidae. Gene Ontology annotation, cellular component: plasma membrane; cell projection. The transcript has 11 exons. The coding region runs from base 119 to 1450 and encodes 443 amino acids. Gene Ontology annotation, molecular function: gamma-aminobutyric acid:sodium:chloride symporter activity. The record is from RefSeq and is a predicted model, not a curated record. Gene Ontology annotation, biological process: nitrogen compound transport; amino acid transport; sodium ion transmembrane transport.
CUUGGACCAUCCAGGGCUGACUGACGGAUUCCACGAAACCAGAAAACCCCCACAUUAAAGAGCAAAACCUGAGAAUAUACAGGAAACUUGACACUGCCGGCUGCCCUGCAACGUCCUAAUGAAAGGAGAGAAAGAGAUCACGACCAAGAUGGACCCUUCUAACGGGCUGAACCGGCCGCUGGAGAUUGUCCCGCACACAGAGGUGAAAAUGAAGGACAGAGGACAGUGGAGCAACAAGCUGGAGUUUGUCCUGUCGGUGGCCGGAGAGAUCAUUGGACUGGGAAACGUGUGGCGCUUCCCGUAUCUCUGCUACAAGAACGGUGGAGGUGCAUUUUUCAUCCCCUACCUGAUCUUCCUCUUCACCUGCGGUAUUCCCGUGUUUUUCCUGGAGAUUUCUCUGGGUCAGUACACCAGCGAGGGAGGAAUCACAUGCUGGAGGAAGAUCAGCCCGCUGUUUGAAGGUAUCGGUUACGCCACUCAGGUCAUCGUGGCUCUGCUCAACUUCUACUAUAUAAUAGUUUUGGCCUGGGGAAUAUUUUACCUGUCCUUCUCCUUCUCCUGGAACCUGCCGUGGGCCUCCUGCAACAACACCUGGAACACAGAUGCCUGCGUGGAAUUCCAAAGACAAAAUGAAUCCAUUGACCAAAGUUACCUUGAAAACGCAACAUCGCCCGUAAUUGAGUUUUGGGAACGCAGAGUUUUGCGGAUCUCGUCUGGGAUUGAGGAGAUGGGAACGCUGCACUGGGAUCUGGUCCUCUGUCUGUUGUUGGCCUGGGUUCUCUGCUAUUUCUGCAUCUGGAAAGGCGUCAAAUCCACCGGCAAGGUGGUGUACGUCACUGCGACCUUCCCGUAUGUGAUGCUGUUGAUUUUACUGAUCAGAGGGGUCACGCUGCCGGGAGCGUCCCGUGGGAUCCAGUUCUAUCUUUAUCCUGACUUGGGACGGUUAGCGGACCCGCAGGGUGGAAUGUAUGUCUUCCAGCUGUUUGAUUACUACGCAGCCAGUGGGAUGUGUUUGCUAUUCGUAGCUGUUUUUGAGACCGUCUGCAUCGCUUGGAUAUACGGUGCUAAUCGGUUUUAUGACAAUAUUGAGGACAUGAUUGGUUACUGGGGUGCUGGUACGUUUGCGUUCUCCCUGAUCAAAUACACUCCUCUGAAGUAUAAUAACGAGUAUGUGUACCCGUGGUGGGGUUACGCUCUCGGCUGGCUGCUGGCGCUCUCCUCUAUGAUUUGCAUCCCGCUGUGGGUUGUUUCUAAAGUGAGCAUGGCCAAAGGUUCACUGAGAGAGCGUUUCCACGAGCUCAUCACGCCCUCACCGGACCUCCCCAAAACCAGACGAGAGCAGGAGAAACUUCAGGCCAUCUUUGCAGCCGACGGCGACACUCUUCGCCAGCGAGGCGGUCCGACCAAAGACGGGUACUUCCCUGUCAGCGAGAAGGAGUCGCACUGUUAGCCCAGCCGUCCCGUGAUGGACCACUGUAUGUUUCCCCGAGGGUGGUGCUUCUAAACCUUCCCAUGAUACCUCACACAGUACUGGCAGCCAAAUAAGCAUUACGACAGACACGCCAGGGUGACGCUCCAGCUCUCCUCGGUCUGAGAGGGGAUUCUCUCUAUUCUCAUUGACCAGAGCACACAAAAACACAGUUUGUGUCAAUAUUAUAGACAGCAGAAUGUCACAAUGUAAUUUUAAACGUGAUAUUGGAGAGAAAGCUUAGGGUUAGCUAGCGUUACUUCUAAUUUAUGUCUUAACUAAGCCACAAAAGUGUCCCAUGCACGGUCAAAUUUAAUUGGAUACACAUUAUAGGCAAGACUCUAAGGCAAAAACAUUUUUCAUGCACUGGUCAAUAUUGAGAUUUUGGGCUGUCUGGCUUUCUAUAAUAUGUUUCUGAUUAAUGAAAAGAAAACAUCUAAAAUACACUUUGAAGUUUUUAUUACACUUUAUCUAUUUGCAUCUGAGGAUUUAAAUUACAAUACAUCUUUUUUUGAGGCCAUUUUCUCGAAAUGAGAUUUUUCUCCACUUGCAGUAAGUAGUACGUACUUACACCAAACUUAAACGUUUUAUUCAUAUUUAUAUUCUGAA